GAUUAUUUUUUUUGCUUUGCCUAUCUGUACAUUUAGAUUGUCAUUGAUGGAAAUAUUUUUGUCGGCUUCCAUGUGUACAGCGAAAUUGUUGAUAAAAAUCUAAUCCUUCUAAGCCUAUUUAUACUCUUACCUUUACUCAGGCUGCCAUGACUUUAUUUUUAAAUGUGAGUAAAUAAGGAUAGAUCGAAGGACCUAUUUCUAGAGUCUUGUCUUGUAUACAAAUUCCGCUCCCAUUGGAGUUCUGUGUGGAAUGACUGUAAACUCUGGUUCUUAUGUCACUUUGAGAAAUACUAUAAAGAGUGGUGUUGAUAAAGUUUCCCAUCUGUACUUUAGAUAUAUGUUUGAACUGUAUAGACAAUUUUAUAGUGCAAGCUAUUAUUUGUUACUUUUGUGUACGUAAGAUUGUAAUUUAAAAGGCAAACAAAUUCACUUUUUUGUUGUUGGCAUUCAUUGUAUUUCACAUACUUAGAAUGUACAUAGAUAUUUGUUUGUCUUUAAGGCCAUGGUAGGUGAGGAGUGUGUAGGUGCCAUCGUCUGCAAGUUGGAUAUGCACAAAAAGAUGUUCCGCAGAGGUUAUAUAGCCAUGUUAGCAGUGGAUUCCAAAUACAGAAGAAAAGGCAUUGGUACAAAUUUGGUUAAGAAAGCUAUUUAUGCCAUGGUUGAAGGAGAUUGUGAUGAGGUUGUCUUGGAAACAGAGAUCACAAACAAGUCUGCUUUGAAACUUUAUGAAAAUCUUGGUUUUGUGCGAGAUAAGAGGCUGUUCAGAUACUAUUUAAAUGGAGUUGAUGCACUGCGUCUUAAACUGUGGCUGCGUUAAAAGAAACCAUCACAUCAAUCAACUGACUUCCCAACAACACAGAGUUGUCCUUUGCAUGCAAUGCAAUUUGUACAGAAUUGCUUUGCAGGUGGACUUAGUAAUUUCCAUGCAGCUCUUAUUUGUCAGUGUCUCAUUGAGUGUCGCACAUAUUUGUUGCACUUUGGCAUGGCGCAUUUGUUCUGAAUUAAAACAGAUUGUUUCAAACUUCGAGUUCUUUUGGUACCAGCAAGAUGUGCCAGUUGAUAGCCAAGAUAUGUUCAUUCAUUUGCAAGUCUACUGACUGUAUUACAUACAUAGUGAACACUUGAUCAAAGAAACUGUAUGUGGAACGCAACGCUUGGUUCCAGAAAAAAGCCAAUGUAGAUUGUAAAAUUCUAUAAGUAUACUAACAUUUCAUACAAAACUUGCCAUAGUUUUCUGGAAAAAGGCUUCAAUUUUAGGUUUUAUUUUCAAUAUUGAAUUUUCCAUUCUUAAAUAUUGGUACCUCAGUGAUUAGUGAAUGAAAAAAUGUAUUGUAGGGUGGGGUGUGUGUUACAAUGAGUAACAGUAACAAUUAAAUUGCGUCUGCCAGUGCCUGUAUAGAUAAGUAUAUUUGUCUUCACCUCUAAUUUUUGAGUGCAUGCUUUUUUUCUUUUACUUUUUUCAAUUGUCUUUGCAAGCAAACUUCUGCUUUUAUUUAAAUUCUGAAUUUGAUAAUAAAUUAUUUCAGAUUUUUAUAAUUUGGAUACUUCUCCCAGAAAAGGGUUUGGAAAGCCCAUCUUUUCUUAUAGCAAGAAGUGUUAAGCUAUUUUGAAAAACCUUGAGUAGCUGCUAAAAAAAGAACCUGAUGUCACCAGUAAAUUUCCGCUGGUUUUGGAUGCACUUUUUCUUUAAAAGAGGGAUUUUAAAAAAAUAUAUAGAAAAUUAAUGUAAAUUGGUAUGAUUUUAUUUAAUCAAAAUUAUCGCUAGAAGCUCUGAAGAACAGCUCUUUUAAAAUAGAACCAUUUUUUCACUUUGAUUUGGUUUCAGACUGCUUUGCUUCAGUGUUCUAAAAUGCUUCAAUCUUCGGUUCUAGAUCUUUGAAAUAAAUGUCAAGGUGUAUUGUAUCCAUUUUUAGCUGCUCUCACCUUCUCAAAACUUAUUUGAGCUAAGUUAUUGGGGGGGUUCUUUUUUUUUUUUUUUUUCUGCCCCUUUAAAAUAAAUGUAGCAGGGAAGGGACUUCCCUUUUUUAAAUGGGAUACAUAGGUCUUCCUAAAAGCUGUCAACUUGUUCAGCAGUAAUGCUGUGUGUAUGUUCUCCGGAUUGACCAAUGUGAUAUAUGACCAACUUUAUAAAUGGAUUGUAUUUCAUCCUGAAAAAAGAUGACAUUGGUUUAUUUAUAUAAGUGGAAGAACCUAGGCAGCCCAUGAAAAAAGGAUGAACUCUCAAUGAGUCUGCUCUUCUGUACUGAGUGUAAUCUUCAGAUUUGCCUUAUUACACUGUGUUUUUAGGGUUUGGUUAGAGUCAUGUUUUUUAAUUGUUAUAAUUACUGUACAUUUAAAAACCCUACCUCCUGUAAUGUUUGGAAAACAUCCCCUUGCAGGAAAACUGGAUUUAAAGGAAAGCCAGCCUUAUUUUGCACAGACAAACGUUCACAUGGUGACAGGCAUUUCUCACCAUGUACAAAUUGUGAAUUGUAUUUGAAAAUAAAGAUUUUUUUUUAAUUAAAAUUGGCACGUGGAAGUUCUCUGCUUGUGGACACCAUUUGUGCUUUUCACUUUUUCCAUUUCUAAAAUGAAAUGAAUCCUCUAAAAUGGUGCCAGAAUCAAUGUAAACUGAAGACUCUUAUUUACAGAACAGGUAUGUUAUGGUCAGCGGCAGGGCAUGUUUCCACCAUACUGCCCUGUAAUGUAAUUCAUGCUUGUUCUGAUUCAAAAACUUCUAGGGAUAAGAAUAUUGUUGACUCUGCUUAAUCAAUCAUUGCUUGGCCUCUUGUGAAUAUACUGUCAAUAGGUGUCAAUUGUAGUUAAGAUUUCAGUGAUAUGGACUUCAGUCCACUAGAAACUGAACCUUCACCACAAACUUAAUUUCCCAUAGGUGUUUUAGUGUCCUCUCAAAUGGUAACUGCUUUGGUUCAUUUGGCACUAAUGAUCCAGAGAGGAGAUGCUUCAUGUCCUGUUACCAACUGUUGGAGACUAUGGUAGGGGGUCCAGUGUUGGAAAUGGCAAACCAGUCUGUCUUGUUUCAUUGUUUAAAAAACAGCAGAAGAGAAGUCCUUUGCUGGUCAAAUCUGAAAACACCUACUGUUUAAAUAUUAAAAGCAUAUUAAAACCUAGCUUACAAUAGCUCAUACAGGCUGUUGCACAAAUAACACUUUUGAGCAAAAUUCAAAUACAAUUCCGUCUAGCCGUGGCAAGAAGUGGUUCUCACCAUGCAAACUUUCAGAAUGCUGAGCAAAAUGGGGGUAACUUUCUUUUAAGAGUGCUGUCUACAAUAGUCUAAUAUUGCUACUGUAUCACACAGAGUUCACUACAGAAGAUACUGAAGCUGUACACAUUGGUAUUAAAAAAACUGGUCUAGUCUCACUUUGUUGCCUGGGGGGGAUGUCAUGAAUUUGCAACAAGAUGAGAAUGUCAUUAACAUGAAAACAGUUCAAAUAGUACUUCAAAUAGAGUCUAGCAAAAAAAAGGCAUAAUCAGGGUUUCUUGGGGUUCUUUGUCUUUGUUGCCAAGACAUGCUCCCUGCCCCUUUUUGCAUUGACAAAUCUAAACUGAGUUGGUAUUAAGUCACUUUUAUGUUUAACUUUAUAUUGCCUGAAAUACUGCUAUUGGCUGACAUGUCAGAGAUGUGUGCAUUACAAUGCUUAAAAAAGAAAAAAAGUUACGACUAUCAGGUUCACCACUAAUCUAAUUGGCAUUGCAUAGCGCAUCACAGUUUCAGUGCACCACAAGACAUCACUAAAACUGAGUGCUAAGUUACCAGGUUUUCAGGUUUUGUAGAAAUGCGACCAUAAAUUAUAUUGGAGUUCAGGGCUCAGGUGGGUAGCUAAAAAAUAUCAAGUGUAUCUCAAAAUAUUGGACUGCUGUUUUGAGUGGAUUAUGUUCUUCUGUCCUUUAUCCUUUGGCGAGAACAAGAACCAGUGGGGUUAUGGAAUGUGCAAGCUGUCAAAAUAAGAUGCAGUCAAAUAAAAUAUGGUUAAGUUGUUUAUGCA
Molecule: messenger RNA, 3986 nt
Organism: Trachemys scripta elegans
Lineage: Eukaryota; Metazoa; Chordata; Testudines; Emydidae
Gene: NAA30
Product: N-alpha-acetyltransferase 30, NatC catalytic subunit
Exons: 3
Coding region: 503-817 (104 amino acids)
Biological process (GO): N-terminal peptidyl-methionine acetylation
Cellular component (GO): NatC complex
Molecular function (GO): protein-N-terminal amino-acid acetyltransferase activity
Source: RefSeq, a predicted model, not a curated record